CUUCCGAUCCUUGACAGAUUCCGAACGUCUGUCACCUGUCCAACACACUCGCCCCUAGCAUGCGCAUUUGCUGGGACUAGGCUAUCACUAGAACUCGACGCGAGCGUCUCCUUUCCCGUACCCGCAACCAUGGUGCAGCAGGCGCCUCCUCAAGGGGGGUCGCGGAAGAUUUCCUUCAACGUUUCGGACCAGUAUGAGAUUCAAGAUGUCAUCGGAGAGGGCGCCUACGGUGUGGUGUGCUCCGCUAUUCACAAGCCCUCCGGGCAAAAGGUCGCCAUCAAGAAGAUCACGCCGUUCGACCACUCCAUGUUUUGCUUGCGAACUCUGCGUGAGAUGAAGCUGCUGCGGUACUUCAACCACGAGAACAUCAUCUCCAUCCUGGACAUCCAGAGGCCUCGGAACUACGAGAGCUUCAACGAGGUGUAUCUGAUUCAGGAACUGAUGGAAACCGAUAUGCACCGGGUUAUUCGCACCCAAGACCUCUCCGACGACCACUGCCAAUAUUUCAUCUACCAGACGCUGCGCGCGUUGAAAGCCAUGCACUCCGCCAACGUUCUCCACCGUGACCUCAAGCCCUCCAACCUUCUCCUCAAUGCGAACUGCGACCUGAAAGUGUGUGACUUUGGUCUGGCCCGGUCAGCCGCAUCGACCGAUGACAACUCGGGAUUCAUGACGGAAUACGUCGCGACGCGGUGGUACCGUGCCCCGGAGAUCAUGUUGACGUUCAAGGAAUACACCAAGGCCAUCGAUGUGUGGAGUGUCGGCUGUAUCCUGGCAGAGAUGCUGAGCGGGAAGCCGCUGUUCCCAGGCAAAGACUACCACCACCAACUGACCCUGAUCCUUGAUGUCCUCGGCACACCAACCAUGGAGGACUACUACGGCAUCAAGUCUCGGCGUGCGCGGGAGUACAUCCGGUCUCUGCCAUUCAAGAAGAAGAUCCCGUUCCGGGCGAUGUUCCCCAAGAGCAACGACCUCGCGCUGGACCUCCUGGAGAAGCUGUUGGCCUUCAACCCGGCCAAGCGCAUCACUGUCGAAGAGGCGCUGCGCCAUCCGUAUCUAGAGCCCUACCACGACCCCGAAGACGAACCGACGGCGCCACCUAUCCCCGAAGGGUUCUUCGACUUUGAUAAGAACAAAGAUGCUCUCAGCAAGGAGCAGCUGAAGCUUCUGAUCUACGAGGAGAUUAUGCGGUAGACGGCUUACGAGGAGAUGAGAUAUACCACGGAGUAAGAACAAGGCAGAGCCUGAUGAGUUGGGACAGUUGACGUCGUCAUGCACAUAACCCAUGGAUGCAUAGAAGAAGGGCCGGGCAAGUUGGACAUUCCGACCCGCCCUGUGCGGAGUAAUUUGCUG
Molecule: messenger RNA, 1353 nt
Organism: Aspergillus heteromorphus CBS 117.55
Lineage: Eukaryota; Fungi; Ascomycota; Eurotiomycetes; Eurotiales; Aspergillaceae
Product: mitogen-activated protein kinase
Exons: 6
Coding region: 130-1194 (354 amino acids)
Biological process (GO): intracellular signal transduction; protein phosphorylation
Cellular component (GO): nucleus; cytoplasm
Molecular function (GO): ATP binding; MAP kinase activity
Source: RefSeq, a predicted model, not a curated record